CUCUCAUAUGAAGCCUGUGAACACUAAACCCGGUUCAAGAAAAUCUCCAAGUCUUCCAGUUAAAUCCAAACUAGGGUAGGGUUUAGCGCAAACCCCAAUCAACCAAGCGACUGGGUUUAUCACCCUUCCUCCUAACCGUCACCGGCCUUCAUUUUCCGAUACGUUAAAUAAUGAGGGUGAAAAAGCAGAAACGUCACCGGAGGGCAGUCAGAUUCUACACGGCCUGUUUUGGAUUCCGGGAUCCGUUCAAAAUCCUGUGCGAUGGCACUUUCGUGCACCACCUUUUGGUCAAUAGGAUCACACCGGCUGAUACUGCAUUGGCGAACACUCUCGGCGCCGCCGUCAAAAUGUUCACCACCAGAUGUGUUCUUGCUGAAUUGAGAAGCUUGGGCAAUUCUUAUUCUGAUUCGUUAAAUGCUGCUCGAAAUCUGAUGACGGCGAGAUGUGACCAUGAGAAGCGAAAAAGUGCUGUAGCAUGCAUUACAGAAGUUAUUGGUGAAAAAAACCCGGAGCACUUCUUUGUUGCGACGCAGGAUGCCGAGCUUAGGAAGAAGUUUCAAGAGAUUCCAGGUGUUCCUGUGAUAUACGGUCUUAGGAAUGCUCUCUUUUUGGAACGCCCGUCAACAUUUCAGCAUGAGUUUGCAAAGGCCUCUGAAGAAGAACGUUCACAUAUGACUGAUUUGGAGUUCAAAAUGCUGAAGCUCAAGAAAAGGAAGGUGGCUACUGAUGAAGCAGGAGACUCUUCUGAUGCAAAUGAGGAUCUCAAGAAAAAUGUUACAAGGAAAAAUAUAGAUACAAAGGACAAAGUUCAAUUCAAGCGAAAGAGAGCUAAGGGGCCGAAUCCUCUGUCAUGCAAAAAGAAAAAGACCCAAGGAAAUACCGUCUCAACGGCUGAACUGAGGAAGGAAAAUGUCGAUAACAGCACGACGAAGAGGAGCAGGAAACGUAAGAGGUCAAAGAAAAACAAAAUCACUACAGAGCCUAUUGCUGGAUGAUCGAUAUGUAGUGGAUUUGGAUAUAUCUCAGAACUGUUUGUUUUCUAGCUUGUGAUGGAGUUUGUAUGAUGAUUGGGUGCAUUGCAGAUUUUACAUGUAUGUUUGAGAACAGAGAUUACUCCCUGAGCACAAUUCAUGUUGGCACAAACAAGUUAUAUUUUCCAGAAAUACACGGCUACACAUGUUUUUAUUUAUUCAUACAUUGAUUUUGCUGCAGAUUGUUGGGUAAAACAGGCACCGAAUUUAUGUUGAUUUUUCGGACGACUUUUCGAACUAAUGAAAUCUACAAGUUCA
Molecule: messenger RNA, 1289 nt
Organism: Striga asiatica
Lineage: Eukaryota; Viridiplantae; Streptophyta; Magnoliopsida; Lamiales; Orobanchaceae
Source: the annotation of a GenBank genome assembly